AUGGUGCGGAAGCAUGGAGACCUGAAAGGCGACAAGGAGCUGGACGAGGCGGCGUGGGUGGCGGGUCGUGGCGCUGUUAUAGGUGCUUUGAAGUGGGGACUCUUCUCCGCCGCAGCAGGUGGUCUGGGGUUUGCUCUGAGUCCGUUAUAUCGCGGGUUGACGUUUCAAUUCAAGGUCUUCCUGCAAAUGUCCGGCAUGACUCUGGGCAGCAUGAUCGAAGCCGACAAACGACUACGAGAACAUGAAGUAGUCGUCCGCCGACAAAAAGUCAUGCGGAGGGAUGCAGAGGUGUGGAAGCGGUAUGAAGCCGAGUUCCUCGAUAAGGAAGUCGAUCAACGUGUAGGGAAGGGAUCGAAGUGA
This is a messenger RNA of Recurvomyces mirabilis, 360 nucleotides long. RefSeq lists its product as uncharacterized. The coding region runs from base 1 to 360 and encodes 119 amino acids. The record is from RefSeq and is a predicted model, not a curated record. NCBI's taxonomy places the organism in Eukaryota, Fungi, Ascomycota, Dothideomycetes, Mycosphaerellales, Teratosphaeriaceae. The transcript has 3 exons.